Cotesia glomerata is the source of this 1908-nucleotide messenger RNA. RefSeq names its product myb-like protein U. NCBI's taxonomy places the organism in Eukaryota, Metazoa, Arthropoda, Insecta, Hymenoptera, Braconidae. The record is from RefSeq and is a predicted model, not a curated record. The transcript is spliced from 7 exons. The coding region runs from base 282 to 1868 and encodes 528 amino acids.
UAAUAAUAAUAAUUAUUAUUUCGUUGAUCACUAAGCGCGUAAAUUUUUCUAGCAUAGCAUUAAUAUGGGUGAACCGACGAAAGUAGACUCCACUAUACAUAUAUAAUACACAAAUAUACUCACACGUACACCUAAUUUACAUUGGUGAUGGCGCUUGAUGGCGCUGACGCCGGCAAAAUACUAGUACUAAGACAGGUCUUCCCGUUCGUACUUUUGUUACCUCAGUAGUAUUUGGUUAGCCGCUGAGUCAGGUUGUCCGACAUCUUUUAAAAAAUUCAAUCAUGAUGGAUCAGAAAUAUGCAUUGGUAGCAGUACCACCAGAAUCUAAGGAAACAAGGAUUAUUGAGACUGAAAAAAUUUAUAAUUUUGAUAAAUAUAAUUUUACAACGAGAUCAAAAGUCUAUCGCUAUCAAGGUGAUAAUGGUAAUAAAGUCAAAUGUGCAAUAAUAAAGGUGGGAGCAACUGUAGAAGGAUUAAUAUACAUAUCAAGUCGCCUUCCACGUCCAAAAAUCACAAAUCAGUCAUCUUUAGGAUCUUCAGAUGAAGAAAAUGAAUCGGCAAUUGCGAAAGCUAAAAAAUAUAGAAAGGCAAGAAAAAAAAAAAAUAGUAAUUCAGCAAAAAAAAGGAGGAUAAAUGAUAUUGUUAAUAAAUUUAACGCAUCCGAGGGAACUGUUGAAAAGAUUGCGAAUAAGAACCGGCGUAAUAAUUACAUUUCAAGUAAUGAUGAAUCUGAAUCUGAAAAAGAAAAAGAAAAAGAAGAAAAAGAUAAAGAAGAAGAAGACGAAGAAGAAGAAAAUGAAGAAAAUGAUGAAAGAUAUGACAAUUGCCUCAAGGACGAUUAUUUAACAGGAGAAUCAGAUAUAUUUGACGGAGAAAAAGAUGAACAAGUUCGGGGAGAACAAACUGAUCAUACAGCAAAAGAAAAUGAAAUUGAAAUGAACGCAUUUAAACGUAUUAUUCCUGAAUCUGAUGAGGAAGAUGAUAUACCAAGAAAUUUAGAUAACGAUUUAAUAGAAGAAGACUUAGAUGAAACAUACGAUGAUGAAUUUGAACGAGCAAACGAUUUGGAAAACUAUCCAGAGAGAGAAACUGAAAAUAUUACAAAACGACCUAAUUUCGAUCCUUUCUUCAGUGCUACAACAGUGACUAAGUUACCAGCCGUAAAUUCAAUGGGUCGAUUACCACAAAUUCAACCUGGAUCGAGCAGAGUUAUUCAGUCAACUAAUGUAAAAAAACGAGAAAUAACAUCCACAGCAAAACCAACAAAUGCAUCAAGAAGAAUUCAAUUAAGAUCUAACAAUGGGACAAGUGAAAAAACUCAAAGUGGAGCGUACUUAAAUUUGGUAGAACAAUGCAAGCAACAGGAAUUGGAAAUAAAAAAAUGGAAACAACGUGCACUACUGGCAGAAGCUGCUUACCAAGCUCAACUAAAUAAACGUGACAGGCCGAGUCAACAGCCACAGCCCCGUCAGUCCAGAAAUAAUCGGGCUCUUGCAAACGAGGAUUAUUUUAAUAAUGAUACAUUCCAUAUUGGUGAUGAUAUUUACAUUCCUAGUGCUGUACACUUAGCAGCAACUACUUCAAAUUGCAAUCAAACUUUCAUCACUCAAAUGUCACACGCAAUUUGGGGAAUUGAAACUUUGUCGACUAGGGUAGUUAAACAAUCAUCAAGUACUGGUAAUAAAAAGGAACUAACACCUCGUAAGCGAGAGCUGUUAGCCCGUCAUUACAAUGCAUUUUUACAAGACAAAAAUUAUAGCAAAGAAAAAUUGAAUUAUGAAAAGGCACGUUUAUCAAGCUACUUGGGGGGCGCAAUUACUGCUGCUCGCACAAAGUAUGAAAAAAUUCGACGCAGAGUUGCGCAUUAAAAAAAAUUAAUAUAUUUGAAAGUUUAAAUUGAAUUAUAUA